AUGAUGAGUCAGUUUGAAGCCUUGAUGGAGGAGCAGGAGCGGGAUGACCACUCGCUGAAGGAACUCUCCCGGUAUCUCUGCCAAACAUCUUCGGAUCUUUGCCCUCGCGGCGAUGACGCAAAUGGUGUCGAGCUGGAAACAGUCGUGAGCUGGGCAGGUAUUCCGCUUUCGUGGUUCUUGCAAGUGUUCAUUCCACUUCCGGAGAUCAGCUGCAUGAUGGAUUUUGGAUGCCCCAUGUGGUUUGUCCGAGACUACGGCAUACCCACGCUGCUUGGAAAAAGGGGUAUCCACACGGGAGCCCUGGCCGAUCACUUGGAUGUAUUUGGUGCCUCUGCCAAACAAGAAAAAGCCACGCUCUUUUGCUCCUACACCGGAGCGCAUACAUUGUCACGCUUUGUGCAAGUCAUGAAGCGUCUUCACGAGAAGCAAGAAGAGGCAGUGGUUUGGAUUGAUGUCUUCUCAGUCGACCAAGUAGCUUGGAGGAACCUGUGCGAUCGCGGGGAAGCAACCCGUGCCUUGAGAAAGCUGUUGAUGGACGAAUUGCCCAUCCGGAUAGGAACACUCAAACAAACCGUUCUCUGUUUGGAUCAAUGGGAAGAUCCCAUGCAUGCCCUGGGGAAAAUUUGGGUUCUGUGGGAAGUAUACUUGACGGUCAUCGAGGGAGGCAGUCUGGAGGUGAUUUUUCCAGGUCAAGAAGAUGAAGGUUUCUUGGACAGCUUUCAAUCCAAAUGUGACGAAAUAUUGUAUCAGCUUUCAAGGAUCGAUGUCGCAAAAGCCAAGGCAUCCAAGGAAGCAGAUCGCAUUGCAAUCUUAGACCGCAUGAAUCAAUCCAAUGGAGUCCACCAAGUCAACAAGACAAUCAUCAGAUUGAUGAAACACUGGAUUUUACAACUUGCAGGUGAUCUCUAUGAAUCACAUACCGUUAGCGGCAAGCAUACGCAUUCUUCACUUUUACUGGGCAACAACAUGGCCUUUUUGCACAAGCAUAUGGGAAACACCUCAGCGGCCACAUCAAUCUACGAACAAACGCUGAUAGGCAUGCGUCAACAUCUAGGCGAAAACCACCCCCACACACUCACCUGCAUGCACAACCUUGCGAUCUCAAUUUUGGAUCUCGACAUGUCGCAGAAGGCACUUGAUGGUCGCCGCAAAGUCUUGGGACCAGAUCACGAGCAUACUCUGAGUUCAAUGAGUGGCGUGGCAGUGUGCUUGAGAGUUGAUGGCAAGCUCAAAGAAGCAAUUCAGCAUCAAAGACAUGUGGUGUCGGUGGGAAAGAAAGUGCUCGGUUUGGGGCAUCCCUACAUAAUAGAUUGGAUGUCACUUCUUGCCUCUUUGCUUGAAUAUAAUGGAGAACUUGCCGAGGCGGAGGUGCUUCAUCGAGGAGUGCUAGAGCACGGAUCACGGCUGUUUCUUGAGCGCACUUCUCCUGUGAUCGAAACAAAGACCUGUUUGGGGCGCAAUCUUGCCACUCAAGGAAGAUACGCAGAGGCAGCGGCCCUUCAACGCGAGGUUGUUCAGAUAUCCCUUGAGUUGCAACCCAAAGAGUCGACGACUUUCAUGUCCAUGAGUCUUCUGGCAGUGAGCCUUGCAUCUCUUGGUGAAACAUCUGAAGCUGCAAAACUUCACCAAGAUUCUGCAAAACUUCAGCAAGAAGCAGUGGAAGGGUUGCUUCGAACAGAGGGAAGCGACCACCCAAGGACCAUGAAAACACUGAGCGAUGCUGCAGAGUUUUUUAGGGUCCAGGGGCGUCUUGUGGUUGCCAAAUCCUACUAUUUGCUGCUUUCAGCAAGCCUAGAGCGAUGUUGCGACGACCCUCCAGCUGAAUUCCCAGGUUCUAUGCCAAUAAUUAUGUGUAAUUGCGGCCGGCUUCUUCACCAACUGGGUAGCCUGGAAGAUGCUGAGGCGUACUACGAGAAAGCAUUGCACGGGUCAAGUGAAUCCGAUCCAUCGUGA
Molecule: messenger RNA, 1953 nt
Organism: Seminavis robusta
Lineage: Eukaryota; Bacillariophyta; Bacillariophyceae; Naviculales; Naviculaceae
Source: the annotation of a GenBank genome assembly